CAGACAGUCUACUAUUCUAACCACAUUCUGAGUUAAGAUAAUCGAUGAAGGGAUCGACUUAUAAGUUUACUUGUUCACAGGAUAAUGACAUUAUGUAGUGUAAUGUAACAUUAUCUUUUUGUAUACCUAGUUCAAAUAUUCCAAAUGAACUUGAGAAAGCAUAGGAUUUUCUUCCUGUUACUUGUUCUAACUAAUUUAUGCAGUGAAAUAUUGGCGAGUAAUUAUGAUCAAUACAUUGACAGAUUAAUAAACGAUGGUCAACUAUUGUAUGAUGACUAUAUAAAACAGAAUCCAGAUUUAGAAUCGACAUUAGAACGCAUAUAUUCAUUAGAACAUCCAAUAUUCCAAGAAGAUUAUCCAGGGAGUUAUGAAAUCACUGAUAGACAAUGGAAUGCAUUGUUGAAUGAAAUCAAUCAAGUCAAAUUAGGCAAACUGCAAGAAAAUGAUAUUGAUAAACCCGAAUCGAUUUAUUCGAAUUUCGAACGAAAAUCUGUGGACAAUGACGAACCUUAUAGAAAUGAGAAAAGUAUUGACAACAUUUUAAAUGAACCAGGUUCAACGGAACGUCGAAAUGAAAUUGCUUAUCAAAAUCCACUCUGGGGUGAACAUAAGGUUUCUGGGGGUUCCAGUGAAACAGGUCAGUGGAUAGAUUAUGCUUUAUUGGGAGCUGGAGCACAAGAUCUACUCAAUAACGAUACAUCAUUUGACAAUUUAAAUCUAUCUAGUGAACUGGAAUCAUCUCAUACAGAGAGUAAAGUUGAUAAUUUACCCGCGUAUUGUGAUCCACCUAAUCCGUGUCCAUUAAAUUAUCAAUCAAAUGAUCUACCAACACCUUGUGAUCAUGAUAUAGAAGAUACCAUUGAAUUUAAUCGACAGUGGAUAUUAAGCAAAAUGCAAAAUGGUGAAUGCUCAUGUGAUAGUGAACAUAUGGAUAAUUGUCCAGUUGAAUCAAAUGAAAAUGAACAUAAAACGAAUUUUGUAUCAGCACAAAAGACAAAUGGGAAGAUUUUCUUGGUCAAUCCAUAUCUACGAGGCGAAAGUCGUAAAAGGCUUGUUGCUAAGAAACGAGUUAAACGUUCACGGAUCUAUCAUUACAAUCCUUAUUUAUUAGGUAGUGUUCAUAAGACUGCAGUGAAAAAAAUUGGACCAUACAAACCAUCAGAAGAAAAGUAUAUGUAGAAAAGUGGAUGCGAAAUUGAAUUGACUGAAUAGUAGAGUAUUACAUUAUUUUAUCUAAGUUCAAUGUAUUAGAUUUGAACGUUGAACGUGUUACGCAUGAUAAUAAAUUCAAUGUUUUUAAUAAUAUAUAUUUG
Schistosoma turkestanicum is the source of this 1313-nucleotide messenger RNA. The record is from the annotation of a GenBank genome assembly. Lineage: Eukaryota; Metazoa; Platyhelminthes; Trematoda; Strigeidida; Schistosomatidae.